This is a messenger RNA of Salvia hispanica, 1284 nucleotides long. RefSeq lists its product as uncharacterized. The record is from RefSeq and is a predicted model, not a curated record. Lineage: Eukaryota; Viridiplantae; Streptophyta; Magnoliopsida; Lamiales; Lamiaceae. Gene Ontology annotation, molecular function: nucleic acid binding.
AUGAAGGAAGCUCGGGAGAAGUUUAACAUAUCAGCUUCAACCUGCACAAGGUAUUGGAGAGAAGCUAAAAAACAGGCAGCUGAAGGAAAAACAAUGCAGGUAAUUAAUCGUAGGAAGGAUAGACCAUGUAGCAAACGUGUUCAUCUUGAUCUUACUUUACUUAAAAGUUUGCACUACACUAAAAGAGGAAGUAUCAGAACAUUGGCUGUUGGAUUAAGCUGCACUAAGAGCACAGUAGGAAGAUGGGUGAAAUCAGGCCUUAUUAGAUCUCAUACAUCAGCUAUUAGGCCUGAUUUAACAGGCCCCAACAAAUUGUUGAGGAUGAGAUUCACAUUAGAGGCCUUAGAAUUAGAUAGGAUUUUGAAGACAAUCAAGUUCAAAGAUAUGCACAACACAAUCCACAUAGAUGAAAAGUGGUUCUACAUCACGAAAGGUAUGCACAGGUUCUAUUUAGCACCGGGAGAGGAUGAGCCACAUAGAUCAUGCCAAAAUAAGAAGUUUAUAUCGAAAAUCAUGUUUAUGUGCGCUGUUACAAGACCAUUAUUUGGAAGAAAUGGGGAGGUUUUGUUUGAUGGUAAGAUAGGUAUAUUUCCUUUCAUAGAGAGGGUUCCAGCAAAGAGGAGUAGCAAAAACAGGAGGGCUGGAACAAUAGAAACUAAACCAAUCGAAAGCAUCGCAAAGGAGGUGACAAAGGACUGUAUAAUAAACAAGAUUAUUCCAGCCAUCAUGUCAAAAUGGCCGGAGGGAGCAAGUAAGCAAAUCUUCAUACAACAAGAUAAUGCAAAGCCACACAUUAAGGGUGAUUAUUUGGAUUUUAUUGCUGCUGCAAAUCAGAAUGGAUUCAAUAUAAAGCUAGUGCAACAACCCCCUAACUCACCCGAUACUAAUGUGAAUGACUUAGGGUGGUUUCGAGCAAUACAAUCACUUCAAGUGCAAACUGCAUGCAAUACAUUGGAUGAUCUAUUGAAUGCCGUGGACAAAUCAUUUCAUGACCUAUGUCCUAUAACCUUGGACAAUGUUUUUAUGUCUCUACAGGGAUGCAUGAUUGAGAUCAUGAAGUUCAAUGGGCACAACAAGUACAAGAUUCCCCGUAUGGGAAAAGGUGCUCUUAGAAGGUUGGACCAACUACCUCAAAACUUAGAAGUUCCAAUGGAGCUAGUUGUUGCUUGCAUUGCUUAUUUGGAAGCACAAGGGUAUAAUGAAGGAAUUGAAAGGAUUGUGCAAGAUUUGGGAUUGGAACCUAAUGUGCAAGGAGCAACAUCAGUGCAUCUUUUGGGAAUAUGA